This is a messenger RNA of Cyanidioschyzon merolae strain 10D, 2736 nucleotides long. RefSeq lists its product as hypothetical. Bases 1 to 2736 code for a protein of 911 amino acids. NCBI's taxonomy places the organism in Eukaryota, Rhodophyta, Bangiophyceae, Cyanidiales, Cyanidiaceae. The record is from RefSeq and is a predicted model, not a curated record. Gene Ontology annotation, molecular function: protein binding. The transcript has a single exon.
AUGUCCGGGGGACCACGUGAAACAUUCAAUGAUGAGCUCGAAACCGAGAACAUCUCUGACGCUUUACCUGCGGAAGCGCAAACAUUUUCGCCUGCGACGCGCCAGGCACGAGCGAGUUCGCUGCGAGCCGAAGUAGUGGAUCAGUACCCGAGAGGGACCGACGAAGCACACGAGCUGGUUACUGCAGGUGCAGCCGUCGACGAACCCGGUUCAUCGGGCGUGCCUCCUGACUCAGAGACACCCGCAGCAGACGUCUCUGGUUCACCUGCAGCUGGACAGGCCUGGACGAGCGCCGCACGGGUCGCAACUCGGUCGCCUCGAAAUGAAGUGGCGACGACGAGCACGAGGCACCUGGGGCAGGCAUCAUCGCCAGUCACGAGACAAGAUGCAGCUCAAGUACCUCUGCGUCGGGUUGAUGGACCAGGAGCGGAUAUCGGCCCCCGGCAGGAGGCGCUUCAUCAACGGAAUACCGCCCGGGAAGUGCUUUGGCCGCAGGUCGUCUCUGCAACUGCACUACCGCCUCGCCCGAUACCACCCCGACGAGGUGCCAUGGCGUGGCGAGCGCAACGACACUGGCCAGCGCUGGAGAAUGCUGCACUGAACAGGGGUCAAGGUCCAGCGUUGCAUCGACCAACCUGGGAAGUGGACGUAUUCCGAGAGCCCGCGGACGCACCCGAGAUUGCUGCGACCACUGAGGAUCGCCCUCCUCUUGAUCAAGUCUUUGCUGAGCGUCUCGUGCGGACUCUGGAGGAACUCUUCAACUGGCAUCAACAGGAUGACCGCGACUCGGAGGCGUCAAUGGAAGAUGAAUCGCCGGCUGGCGGAGACAUCUUCGCCCUCCGAGAAGUGGCGCUUCCGGAAACCGAAACGUCGGGCAUGGGCGUGCUUCAGUGGAGCAACCUCUUAGAUAUUUACCUCAGUGAUGUGCGGGCCUCGAGAGCGAUUAUGGAUACACAGGGCAUACCUUGGGGAAGCGACACUAGUGCACGGAGUGCGCACCAUCAUCAGCGUAUUCGUGAGUAUCCCAACUAUAUGAAUGUUGCUGACUCAAUGGUCGCUGCGCGUUGCGAUACCCGUGACACGAGAGCCCUGCAAGCUUAUGUGCUGGGUGGCUACGGACAAGUGCGUUGUCACCGAAGUCGAAGCGAUGUCCAUUCGCUUCAGCGGUGGCUACAUGCGGGUGCGCCGUGCGUUCCACCGAGGAGCACGAAUGAGCGCGCGGCUCGUUCUUGGAGCAAGAAGGAGGAUGUCUCUACUUGCCGGGCAGAAAGGGCAUUCUUGGCGCCUGGGAGCCCCCGACUACCUUUCUACUCCAUGGUCGAGUGUACGCGUCGAGUGCGUCCCUCGGUGGUACACUUCCAGUUGCGCCACCUGCUGCGUGCCACCAGUGAAGACGAUGUGUACUUGGUCCAGAAUAACUGCCUCCUGCACUACUGCCCUUCUCUGCAUCAGGUGCGCUGUUUGCUGAAUCUGAGCGGACAAACCGUAUACUGGAAUACGAGCAGGAUGCUGGGCCUCUCGACGACGGCUUUAUCGCGCAGCUUUCGAGAGCGACCGCCGACCUGGUACCAGGGAAGGCGCCUCAGUGGUCGCUGGUUGACUCGUGCUUCGGAGAGCGACUGGCGUGUGCGCACCGACCGGGAUGCAGGGGACGCGCAGGACUCACCCAUAGACCCCGAGACAGACGCAGAACACCGUGCGCUGUCCCCGGCAGACUUGGGGCGCUCUGAGCAAGCCGAGUCGCCCCUGGAGUUUUACCGAACACCUCCGUAUCGGAACGACGGACGAAGGGUGCAGGUCAGUACCAUGGCAUCCGAUGGACGGCUCUGUGUCGCGGGUGGCUUUUCUGGGGAAAUCAUUGCGGUGGAUGCACAGACAGGCGCAGUCCAGUUCGACUGGCGCGUUGCUCGCAAUACCGAAAACGCCAUCACCAACUAUAUAGAACUCUUUUAUCGAACAGAGGCGAAGGAACCGGGAUCCUUGGGCAGGGCUCGCCGUAUGGCCACCGCGCACAACGACUGCUUCGUGCGACUCUUCGAUCUGGAGCGCUGCGGCUGCGGCAGCGGUGAAGACGCUCCCCCUGCUGACGCACUGUUGAAGGAGGUACCCUUCCCGUGGCCGGUGAAUCACGUUACUGUGCAGCCAACAGGCUCGUGGCGUCAUCCUGAACCGGGCUCCUUGUUGGCUAUUGCGGGUGACCACACGGAGGUUUGGUUGGUGCACCACGAGUCCGGGGCAUGCGUCCAGAAGCUCAAGGGGCAUCGAGACUACGCAUUCGCAACAGCUUGGCAUCCGAACGGUAUCCAGUUGGCAACCGGUAACCAGGACGGGACCUUCCGCAUCUGGGAUGUGCGUCAAACGAGUGCCCCGCUCCGUUGUGUGUUUCCCGCGCGUCUCGGUGCCGUUCGCAGCCUGCAAUACUCGGAUGAUGGGCGUUUUCUCUGUGUCGCAGAGGUUGCCGAUUGGGUUCAUAUUGUUGAUGCAUUCGGGGGCUCACGCGAAACCAGUGAGGCGGACUCCCUCGUGGAUGCGUCUGAGGCGCGACUGUCCGGGAGCCUCUACGGCUAUGUCUGGGAGACCGUGCUCGACAUUUUCGGCGAAAUUGCUGGGGUGAGUUUUUCGCCCAUGCGUGCUGAGUACCUUUUCGUCGGGAUAUCUGAUCCAACCUAUGGCUGUUUAAUGCAAUACCGCCGACAUCGGGAAGCAUACAGCCUUUCGCGCUGGAUCGGUGCUUAG